Gallus gallus (chicken) is the source of this 11440-nucleotide messenger RNA. RefSeq names its product family with sequence similarity 184 member A (gene FAM184A). The record is from RefSeq and is a predicted model, not a curated record. The coding region runs from base 6709 to 9825 and encodes 1038 amino acids. The transcript is spliced from 18 exons. NCBI's taxonomy places the organism in Eukaryota, Metazoa, Chordata, Aves, Galliformes, Phasianidae.
GGGAGGUGGUGUGCUUACAGCAGCCCUGCGGCGUCGCCUUCCAUCCGCUGUGUCUGGACUCAGUUUGGCGCGGUCAGCCCUUUGUUGGUAGGCUGAUGUUUGCUAUUUAUUUAUGAAAAAGCGAGUCUGUUUUCUAGCUCUUUACUAACCUAUUCUCCGAGUCUUGUUAUACAGGGAAAUUCGAAUGGUGCUUGAUGUCCUUUUGCUGAAGAGAGGUGCGCCCACUUAAGGCGUUUAGUGAAGUCUGAAGUGUCUUAGAUGACAUGCAGUGUGACCAUACCUUGAACCCUGUAUUACUGACUUAACAGUUUCCCUUAGAGCAUCUCCAGUGUAGGAAAUACAUUGUAUCUUUGUUAAAGUCCGUAGUCAAACUGGAAAAUGUUUUAAAAGUGUAUUGUUAAGGCUGGUAGGCCUCACAAUUCAGACCUGAUUGUAGCUAAGAUUUAUUUAGAAUAACUUAAAAAUGAAAGGAAGAAACACUGUGGUGGUGUAAUAUCUCUUGUAUGAUGCUCAAGACAUAAGUGAAUACCAUUAUUUAGAAAUUGAAGGGCAGAUUACGUUUUUUAAUGAGAAUACACAAGAAACAACUGUCAAUAAUUACAUAGUUAAAACACCUACAGGUAUCUUUAAAAGCACUAUGGAGGAAUGCUAGCGUUCUUCAAGUGUAUGCUAAGAUGGAUGAAGGUGACAUUUCAUUGGAACUACAAAUAGAGAAAAUGAAGAAUGCUGGCAAUCACCCAGUGGAGACAUAGUUCAUAUUUACGCACAGCUGAAGUGAUCAGUGAAAUAGUGUUUACUGUGGAGUGAUCAGUGAAAUAGUGUUUACUGUGGAGCACCAUGCACCUUACAUUACUGGAAAACUGAUGACUGAGGGAUAUUUUGGCUUGGCUUUAAAUUCAGAAUCCAAUGUUUUAACAUACUAACUUCAGUCAAAUUAAAAUUUUAAUAUUUUAAGAAGAAAACAAGAAUUGAAGUCAGUUUAAGAAUCACAGUGGUUUGAGUUACGAAUCACAAUAUUAAAGAUAUUACUACAGACUUGUGUUUCUUGAAAGGUGCAACAAACACCUGGAGAGAGUAAAUGCAUUUUAGAUUUACCUUGAGGCCAGUUACAUAUGCAAAUUCUUUCAGAUAACAGUUUUUACUUCUGCGUGCCCCUUGAUAUCUUUCCUUUUCUUUCUCUAGGAAUUACCCAUCAGUUUUUAGCUGAUUUCAGAAACAGAGUUCCAUUUCUGUUGUGAAACCAUGUGUGUACCCAUGAGUUCUGCUUCACUAGACAUGUGUGCUGUGUUUUGUGAGUUAGUGUAUGUCAGAUGGCUUGAGACAAGUGUGAGUUAAAUGGGGAUAUAAAUGCAUAGUGCUGGAAUACUUUGAACUUCUGUAUUGAAAGGCUUGAAGGGAGUGGAAGUAAGUAUUGUGCCUCAUUCAUAAUAUCCUUUAUGAUCUGUAAUAGAGUUCUUUUAACAUUCUAAAGAUUUUGUGCCUGCCUGCCCCCCUGAAAGUUUCAGAAUGCUGCAAAUAGAAGCUACAAGUGGCCUUCUGGUUAUGUAUCUAAAUAACUGUAAAUUAGCUGUGAUUGUACAAAGAUCUUACAGGUGGAUUAGGCUUUUGCGGGAUUGUAAUCUCACAUUUGUUUACUUGACUUGCAGAGUCCAGUGAGAUUUUCCAGUGUCUUUGCGCUCUGUUUUUAAGGCUUAGGGGGAAAACUUGCGACUUUUGCUGAUCCUCGCCAACCAAAGGUCUGGGCUGAAGAUAUAUGCCAUAUUUUUAGACUUAAAAUAGGGUGCAUAAUGAAAAUACUCCUCUUGUACCUAAUGCAACAGCAAAAUAAAGAAUUUAAAGAUUACAUUUAAAAGUUUUUUAUACCAUUAAUUUCACUGAGGUAGAGGUGCAGAUUUUGAUGGUUUUCCAGUUAGAGGGUUGUAGCCUGGUGUUUCUGCUUGUUACUUGACCUUUCAGAGGGGGAAGCUUAGAAGAGAGAGAGGAAGGGGGGAAAAAAACAAAACAAAACAAAGAAGCUUUAGGGUUAUAUUUUACCCCGAAGAAGUUUCCAACAUGUUCUGGGAUGUGAAGCCUAUGAAGGGAAUCCAGCUGCAAGGGAAAACAAUAAACAUGAUACUUAAUUUCUAUAAACAAGAGUUAACUGUCAAAAGAGUUAUCUUUACUUUGCAGAAAGGUUGUGAAAACAAGCUAUCCAAAUUGAAUGAUGCAAAAAUAGCUGGAAGAGUACUUCUGUGAAGGUCUUUUGGCCAAAUUCUGUUGUUCUAGUUCUGUCAGAUGCUUACUCACUUGUAUGUAUAGAAUUACUUUUAAGUAUUCUAGGAACUUCUUAAUAAGUAUGCCAUUAAUGUACAUCAGAUUGUGUAAUAUCUUUAUAUAAAGUCUUGUGCCUUCCAGCUGUUCCUCUCCUCUCAUCCCCUCUUUUUUUUUUUUUUUUUUUUAUCUUCAUACUUUUCUCUGAAACUGUCUUGAAGAUCUCUCAAGUCUCAGUGUAUUCAGUACUGGAGUCAGGUAUUUGAUCAAAACAAAACCACCAACACAGUGUAGUGAAAGGAAAUAUAAAUACAUAGGGGGCAUAGUUAACUUACCUGGGCAGCUUGUGUCUUCUGAAAAAAGAAGUGUGACUCAGUACUUUUUCCGAUCCAUGUAUAACUUUUACUAUGAGUGUCAGUAGUAGCAGAAGAAAAUGCUUUCCUCAUAGGAAAUGGAGGUCAUUCAUGAAGUGAAUGUAAAAUUUCAAAGUUAGAAUUCCUAUGUUGUAUUUUCACAUUACUUAAAUGUAAUGUUUUGGUCGAAACUAUAUGAGAAUACAAAGAAAGAAGUGAAUUUUUAAUGCUUAGUUUUACUCAGUAACUCAGAGUGAGGCAAAAUAAAAUGUAAUUCUGUUUCACUGAGCAUGCUUCUGAAAUGCUUAACUGUAUUUUUACUCUUGAAAAAAAUAUAACUUGAUGUAACUUUAAUAUGUUUAACUCACAGGAGAAGGUAAAACAAGUCAGUAGUUAGAAAUGCAGCUUUAAAAAAAUAACUUGAUGCUCAUGUCAUGUUUAAAAACUGGAAAUUGUAACUGAAGCAAUUUUAGGACCUCUUCUUCAGGAUAAGCUCCUUAUUUUAGACGUUUUGAAAGAUCUGUGUGCCAGUACGGGGAUAAAGUAGCAUCUGACACUGCAGAUUAAAGCCAAAAAGAAAUAAGCUGUGAUUAUGAGAUUGCAUAUAUGUGUUUGUACUACUGCGUGCUGAAGUGCUAAUGCAGUGUUGUAUUAUGCUUGCUGCAGAUGAAAAUAUGCAUAUGUAUUUUUUAUUACUUUGCAUAAGACAACUGGAGUAGGAAACAAAAAUUAAGUUGCUGCUUUGGUCCUGUCAGUAUGGGAGAGUGCGGUUCGUUUUCAUGAUUACUUGAAGUGUACAAGUUCAAGGGUCUUGCUGACUUGUUUUGGUGCUUCUUCCCAACCCUCCCCCCACACACACAGUUCUUAUGCUGUACUUUUUAGUUUAAGCACUUGUAAUUCAGAAAUUCACAUCUUAAAUUUGUGUACAAAAUCUGUUCUGCAAGCUUUGUGAUGUCAACAUAAAUUAUGGACAUGAAUGAAAUUAUUUAGAUGAUCCACUCUGGCAUUAUGUGAUGAGAAUCUUGAAUGUUGAGUUGGUUGUGGAAAAUUCCUAGAUCCUAAUUGCAGAAAUUUUAAAUAACUUGAAGGAAGAGUCUGUAAGUGCCAUACAGGUGCACUACAGUGAUAGUUCCUGUUAGGCUGGUCAAUUUUAUAACAAGAAAAAAAAAAAGGCAAAACUGUUGUUUUCCCUUGAUACAUGCCUAGAGCAGGAUAGUUAAAUUCUGGAAUGAUUCCAAAAAAGAUAACAUAGUAAACAAACUACAUUCUGGGACUCUUGUGACUAGAGUUCUGUUCUGAAUUCUGAGGUCAGCUUUUUGUAUAAAUUUGGAAAAUAGGUUUCUUCUUUGUUUUCCUCUCUGUCAUCCUGGUUUAAAGAGAUAUUCUUCGCAAAUAUAUUUUAAUACUUAGCAUAGCAUUUUUCUUGGUCAUGUAGCAGUAUGUAGGUUACUCCAAAGGUCUAUUUGUUUCCAUGGAAGCUGUAACAGAUGCAAAGAGCACAAUAACACUAUUUGAAAGAGCAAAUUCUCAGCUACAAAACACUGUUUUUCAACAAAGACACCACCACUAGCUGUGCAUUUUCACCAGCAACGAAAAAGUCUGCAUGCUGUGCUUGUAGAAAUCUGCACCAGCAGUCAUGACCCACAGUCUUUCCCAGCUUUUUCACAGCUGCUAUGAUAGCGUAAUUGCUGGGAAAAUACUGCCUAUGCACUCCAUCUUUCAUUGGCCCAAACAGAUGGAAGUCAGGAGGAGCAAAUGCAGACUAUGUGGUGGGCGUAGGAAGACAGUGCAGCCAACACUGGCAGAGUGUUUCACAGUCUUCAAACUGGUAUGGGGCUUGGCACUCUCGUGUUACAAGAGAACGGCUGUCUUCUCCUCUGUCCUUACUGUGGAAGUUCUAGUCUUCAGCUUAGUCUGUGUUAUGAUGUAGUGAUCAGGAUUGAUCAUUUGUCUGGGUUCCAGGAAGUCUGGAAGGAUUGUUCCUAUCUCAAAAGACAUUGCGUAUCACUUUUCCCAGUGGAAAAUGGAAUCCACUUGCCAUCAUUCCAUGGACUUGGACUCGUAAUGGUGUCACCAAUCUCAUUACUUGAAAUGAUGUGAUUCAGGAAACUGUCACCUUCAGCCUCAUACUGGUUCAGUAGGUCCUGAAAAAGUUGCAUAUGUCAUUCUUGCUGUUCCUGUGUGAGAACUUGUGGGACCCACUUGUCACAAACUUUGUGAUAUUGCAAUUUUGCUACCAUGAUUUUCAGUGCAUUGAAGCAGUUAUUUGGCUCUGUACGCAGUUCUGACUGUAAGCCACUGAUUUGUGCAGGUGAGCUGAUUGAGGCACUCUUCAAUUCGUAGUAUGACAGCUGUUCAUGGUCAUUUGGGACAUGGCUUGUCUUUCAUUUCACUGUUUUCACUGCUGAAAUGCACCACCCACCACCUCACUGUACUCACCUCCAUUGUUGUGUCUCCAUAAACAUACAACAAGCACUGACAAAUGUCAGUGGGUGCAAUUGUUUCAGCAUGUAAGAAUUCAGUGACACACCUUUCCUUUAUACUCACUUCCGUGUAAGGCACCGAUUUGUCAGACUGCCCACCUGUCACACAGCAACAAAAUGUUAUGGAAUCUUGGUUGGAAGGUUCAACCUCUACUGCCAUACCAUCAACAUCCACCUCUGACAUCGUGGGCCAAAAGAACAAAAUAGGAGGCAUUACUUUCAGAGCAGCCCUCAUAUAUUUAUUUCAAAGAAUAAAUAACAAAUUUGAUAAUCUUUAAUUCAUGUUUGUGCUUCUUACUGUGUGAACUUUUGGGCCUGAAAGGUUAGAGAUCUCCCUCCCUCAGCUAUCACAGAAUGCAGUGCUAUGGCACUAGCUAUAGGGCUUAGCUUAUUAAUGAGAAUAUUUAAAAUGUUGUAUUUCUAGAGAAACUUUGUCAGUUUUUAUUUAAAAUUAUUCAACCUCAAUAAAUAAAAUAGCUAAAUCUCUCACUUAAGCUUCAUUAUGUACAGGGUUAUGUGGGAAUUUAAAAGAAGAGCCCUUAAAAAUAGGGAAAUAAUGAGAAUCUAAAAGAGCCUCUAGAACUGUUUUGACAUUAGCUGUCAUCAUGUGGUAGCUGAUGCCAAUAACAGUUUUCAAAAAACUCAUUUUUCAUUUUUUUAAGCAACCUUAUGUCAUCUCUCCAAUGUUUGUUAACACUGGCAGUAGGCCAGUGUUUGGUUAUAGCUCCAGCAUUGCAUGAAAAAGACUGAAAUUUCAAAAAGGGUGUGAUUCGACUACAGAUUUGAAUUUCAAAAUCCAGCCAGUAAUGUGGGAAGAGAUGUUAUGUUGUUUUAACUGCAACAGAGAUGAUAUUUCUGAAACAGAUAUCUUUUUUUUUUUCUUUUUAAAUCCUGCUAAUACCAUUUCUCCACCUCCCCUUUCUAACUCUUCAUGCUGUUUUCUGACUGUGUCCUCACAGUCUACAGUAGUUGUGGUCUUAGCAAAGGUUGUUCACAAAGGAGUUUUUCUAUAGCUAUGAUGGUUUAAGGACAAAGAUGGAACUGUGUAAGAAUUCUUCUUCAGACUUAAAAGCAUAAGUUAUUAGCUUUAUAGCUUCUUGUUGAAAGACUUAAGGUUGCUUUAAGGCAAUUCUGUUGGUGCAUUGCUUUUUUUUGAUCUCCAAGUCUCUUGUGAAGAACCUACAUGGAAAACGUCACUCUCUUGAGUUGACAACAAGGAGGUAAGAAGGCAAGGGAAGGUUCAUUGCCUUAAUUGCUAAUUUUUUUUUUUUUUUUGUAGACUUAAAUUUAUCUUACUUAAAUUUAUUUAGUAAACCUAGUAAAUCUCUACAUAGUGCUAUGAAAGCAGAUGUGUAUGUCUCUUGGCUCAUACAAGGCUGGCAGUGGUAAGCAAGACUUGUGUAGUCUUCUAUGACAUCAUCAAUGUCAUACCAGUAACCAAAGGCACUACAUUUCAGAAAUAACCAGAAGAAAUAAAGGUAAUAUAUGCUUUGAACACUAAAAAUGAUGAACAUGAAGCUGCUAUCCAAGCCCUUAAGGAUGCCCAUGAAGAAGAAAUUCAACAAAUUCUUGCAGAGACAAGGGAGAAGAUCUUGCAAUACAAAAGCAAAGUUGCAGAAGAAAUGGAUCUUAAGAGAAAGAUCCAGGUUUUGGAGGAGUCACUAGAGGAUCAUAAAAAAAUGAAACAUCAGGCCUUGACAGAAUUUGAAGCAUAUAAGGAUAGAGUUGAAGACAUGCAGCUUUGUGCAGAAGCCCAGCAUGUCCAACGUGUAGUGACCAUGUCAAGAGAAGUAGAAGAGAUUAGAAAGAAAUUUGAGGAAAGGCUACGAAGUUUCAUACAGUUGCAAGUGCAAUAUGAAAAGGACAAGCGUUCAGCUCUGGAGGACUUAAGAGCUGCGCAUAGGCUUGAGAUUCAAGAGCUUCUGAAGACUCAACAGAAUCAGAAUGCAACCUUGAGUAAGGGACAAGAAAAGCUAGAGGAACUGCACAGACUGGAGCUUGAAGACUUGAAUAAUAAAGUUGAGGAAUUGAGACUGGAAAGAAAAAAACUCAUUGAGGAUUAUGAAGGUAAACUCAGCAAAGCACAGUCCUUCUAUGAACACGAACUUGAUUCAUUGAAAAGAUCCCAGCUUUUUACAGCUGAAAGUCUGCAUGCUUGCAAAGAAAAAGAGGUGGAGCUAAGGAAAGAGUUUCAAAACCAAGAAAGUAUUUUACGGAAGAAUCUGGGAAAACUUAAAACUGAAUUGCAAAUGGUCCAGGAUGAAGCUGCCAGUCUACGGGAAAAAUGCCAAAAACUUCAGGUGGCUCUUAGUACAGCAGAAAACAAUGUUCAGGUUCUUCAAAAACAGCUAGAUGACGUGAAGGAGGAGGAGAUGUCAUUGCUAAGCAAACAUAAAGAAGUGGAAAGUGAGCUAGCAGCUGCCAGAGAACGCUUACAACAGCAGGCCACUGAUCUUGUUCUCAAAGCCAGUCACAUUGGAAUGCUUCAAGCUACCCAAAUGACACAAGAAGUUACAAUCAGAGAUUUGGAAUCAGAAAAGUCAAGGUUAAAAGAAAAACUGUCCCAGCUGGAAGAGGAAAGAAACUUACUGCAAAGCAAAACACAGAGUCUGGAUGAGCGACAAAGGCAACAGAUUCUGGCCUUGGAGAAGAAAGUAAAUGAAGCAAGGGAGACGCAGCGUGAAUAUUAUGAGAAGGAAUUGGUAAAACUGCAAGCAAGAUUAGAAGGAGAGGCUGCACAGUUGAAAGAGGCUCAUUCAAAAACUUUAGAAGAACUGGCAUGGAAACACCAUACUGCAAUCGAGGCUGCACACAGCAAUGCUAAUAAGGAUAAGAAAAAACUGCAGAUGGAGUUAGAGCAGCAGUUUGAGAAGGAGAAACUGCAUUUGGAGGAUGACAAGAAUCAGCUUCGACAGCAGCUGGAAAACCUGAGGGAAGAACUGACAACAAAACUGACUUCUGCCAAUCAGGAGGUGUGUCGUCUGCAAGAUCUUGUACGAAAAAGUGAACAAGGCCUUGGUACUGCAGAAGGACAUAUCUCCAGUCUUCAAGAAGCUCAGGAAAUACUCCAGAAAGAACUAGAGUUAACUAGAGCAAGACUGCGAGAGACCACAGAUUCACUGUAUAAUGUUGAGGGAGAACUAGAUCAGGAGAGACAACAGCACGAGGUAAUGAUUGCUGCCAUGAGAGAAGAAGAAAAGUUCAAAGUUGACAGAAUGGCUCGUGACUUGGAAAUUAAAUGGACAGAAAAUCUUCGACAGGAAUGUAAUAAGCUUCGUGAAGAGCUUAGGCUUCAGCAUGAAGAGGAUAAGAAGGCAGCUAUGACUCAACUAUUGCAGCUUAAAGAACGUGAAAAAAAUGCAGCCAGGGAUGGAUGGCAAAAAAAAGUUGAAGAUCUUUUAGACCAGAUCUCCUUGCUCAAGCAGAAUCUGGAGAUGCAGCUUUCCCAGUCACAGAGCUCUUUACAACAGCUGCAAGCCCAGUUCAGUCAGGAGCGUCAGAGGCUGACUCAGGAGAUCCAGGAAUUAGAAGAAGAGCAUCAACAAAGGCAUAAGUCGCUUCAGGAAGCUCAUAUCCUUGCCUUUCAAAAUAUGGAAGAAACAAAAGAACAAGAACAAAAGGAAUUAGAAGAACGUUUACAACAAAAGCAUUCAGAAGAACUUCAGGCACUGAAAGAAACACACAAACAAGCCAUGGAAGGUUUCAAAUUGGAGAUGGAACAGGAGCUUCAGACUCUGCGUUUUGAACUGGAGGAUGAAGGAAAAGCUAUGUUAGCUUCCUUGCGCUCAGAGCUAAAUCAUCAACAUGCAGCAGCAAUUGACCAACUAAGGCACAACCAUCAGCAGGAACUCCUAGCUGCCAAAAUGGAACUUGAAAGAAGCAUAGAACUUGGCAGACGACAGGAGAAAGAAUUUUUAUGCCGAAUAUCAGAUCUACAAGAUGAACUGAGACAUCGAGACCAUCAUAUAGCUGAACUGGACAAAGAGAUUCUUCAUCUUCAUGACAAUAUAAGUGCACUGACCAAGGAACUAGAGUUUAAAGGGAAAGAAGUCCUUAGAAUACGCAGUGAAUCUAACCAACAGAUCAGGAUGCAUGAGCAAGAUUUAAGCAAGAAACAUGAGAAAGAGCUGGAUGUCUUGACAGCAGAUCACAUCAGAGAGAAACAAAGCAUGCUGGCAGAUUUUAAUAAGACCCAAGAGCUGCUCAAGGAAAUUAAUUCAGCUUUACAAGUUUCUUUAGAAGAAAUGGAAGAAAAAUAUAAAAACAGAGAAUCAAGACCGGAAGACUUGCAGCUUAUCUCAGAACUGAAAGACCUAAUUGCAGAACGGGACCAACUCAUAAAGAAAUUGAUUGAGGACAAAAAGUUCUAUCAGCUGGAGCUAGUUAACAGGGAGACUAACUACAACAAAGUGUUUAAUGCAAGCCCUAAUGUUGGUGUUAUUAAUCCAUUGGUGAAGCAAAAGAAGAAGAACGAUAAAUCAACAAACAGGUUUGUGAGUGUCCCCAAUCUAAGUGCUCUGGAAUCUAGCGGAGUGGGCAAUGGACAUCCUAACCGCCUGGACCCCAUUCCCAACUCACCCAUCCACGAUAUUGAGUUCAACAGCAGCAAACCACUGCCACAGCCAAUACCACCCAAAGAGCCCAAGACGUUUUUGAGCCCUCCUCAGACUGACGCUUCACCAGUGGCUUCACCAGAUCCACAACGCCAGGAGUGGCUUGCCCGAUACUUCACAUUCUGAGAGAUGAUUUGUUUUUGUGGCACAGCGUGACGUGGACUGUUUAUAAGAGCAUGACCUUAAGUAAACCCUCAUGUGAACAAGCUUUCCUGUAAUUUGUCAAACACUGUGAAUGAGAAAAUAUUUGUCUUUCUGAUUUGAAAAUGCACUGUAUUUCAUGUGAUAUUUGUUGGAAUCACUUGACAUGGUAUUAUAUAAUGUGUGUAAUUAUUAUUUUUACGUAAGAUGGAAGGAUCUUUAAACUUUGUAAUUACUACAUAAUAAAUUUUGGUAGAACAAACAUAAUGCUUUCCCCUUUUCCUAUAAAUGUGUUUUCUUUUAUUUUAGGUAAGGCUUCCUCCCAAAAGAAUCGCAUGGUUGUUAUAAAUACAAUGUAAUUUGUGAAAGGAAAAAUUCUCUCCAAUUUGGGCAGGGUAUGUUUAAUCCAUCCCACUUCUAUUCUGUUACUUCGUAGCAUUUUAAAAGCUGUCCCCUUUCUAAUAUUUAAAAGGAAGAAUAUGAAUUAUCUGGAAAUCGGUGUAGACGCUCACAGUGAUUUUGAGAAGGCCAUAAAAAAGAAACCAGAUUUUUUUCAUUGGGACAGGGUUUUGACAUCUGAACCGAUGCCCAUGAGACUUUACCUUCUAGUUAUUAUCAAACAUUUUGUCAUUGAAUUUGAACAGCAACCGUUCUCACAAAUUGGGCAUUUAUGUUAUGAAUAUUAACAAAGACGUGCUUGAAACCUGUAGAACACCAUACUGCAUAUCUCUGCAUAAAUCAAGAGUCUGUAUUUGGGGUAUAAAGUCUUGCUUUAGAUAAAAUUCGUGUCUGAAAUGGUAAACAAUCGAACUCAAAUAACUUUUUGCCAUUUAUACAUCCUAGAGAUACAAAUCUUUAAAAAUUAAUUACCUUCAGUUGUCUAUAUUAAGAGUUUUAUUGUCUAAUAUAUGAACAUGUUUUUUUUCAGCUAGUGAGCAUGAUUCUCCAGUCUACACUUUUUUUGAUGCUGGUGUUGCUCCAGAAAUUUGCUGCGGCAUAUAGACAAAGCCUGUUGUCUCUUUUAUAUUUUUUCAUUCAAUGAUUACCACAAAGUAACUCACACUGGUAGUCUCAGGGAGAAAAUUGUCUCUUUGUUUUAUGAAUGUAUUUUUAAGCUAAAUCUUUUAUCUUUUAAAAGCAGGAACAAUUGUUUGAGUUGUUUAAAUAAGGUUUUAGUUAGCAUAUACUAAAGUCUCUAUCUUUAAUAUUUCACCUGAAGCCCUAACUACAUACUUUUUUUUCCCUGUAUGCACAAAGGUAAAUACCCAGAUGAAUAUACUUGCUAAUUACAAUGAGUUUUAUAUGUAGUAUAUGUAUAAAUGAAAAAUUUGUAUGUUUUCAUAUAAACAAUAUAAAAUAUUCUAAAUGAACAUUUUAAAACUUCUAUCUUAUAAUUCUGCUUGAAAAAUCCACUGAAAGCUGUACUCUGGUGAUGCUGCUGUGAACUGAAGAUGUAUACAGGAGAUUUUCUGUAGCUGGUGCACUCAAAUGGAGGUAAUAUGCAACUUUUUAAUUUUAGAAGAAAGCCAUAUUGGGCAAAAUGUCAGAUUUCUUGGCUGUUACUGAAAUAAAAUACACUAGCUCAUUUUGUUAUAACGUU